AUGGUGAUAGUGAUGAUGAUGGGGAUGAUGAUGGCGCUGGUGAUAGUGAUGGUGAUGAUGAUAGUGAUGGUGAACCUGUACUCGGACCAGCCCCAGCCCAGCCACAGCAUGCACACAGGGACAGCGCCCCAGGGGACCAAGGUUUUGUCCUUCAGCAUCCCACAGCCCCACUCUGUGCUGCGGUGGUCGGGCCCUGCCGAAGCCCCACAGACCUCUGGGACCUCAGGGUGGCCGUCAGCUCAAGGAGACCUGAACCCCUCCUCGUCUGCCCCAGCGUGGCUUCUGGAGAACCCAGGCAUCACCCAGGACCAGCCAUCAGCAGAGCGGACCCAGGAGUUGGCCGCUCAGGCCAGCCGGUUCAUGGCCAAGGUAGAGGCCUUUGCAGGACUGAUGCAGGCGGGACGGCUGACAGCCCAGGACCAACUCAAGGUCUUCCAGCGCCUAAAGGCUGUCCAUACAGCCCUGGAGGAGGAGUACCUGAAGGCCUGCAGGGAGCAGCAACCGGCCCAGCAGCUUGCCGGCUCCCAGGGGACACCUGGAAAAUUCGAUCCUGGCAGGGAGCUAGAGGAGAAGAUAUUCCAGCUGGGAAUUCGCCUGGAAGAGCUGAAGGACCACAUGGACCAGAACCAGCAGGAGCCUAAGCAAGUCGGGUCAGACUGCACUCCGGCCAGCCUCCCAGCCUCGCCCUCCCCGCACCAGCCGGCGUGCCUGCCUUCUCCUUCAGGACAAGCCUCCACCCCCGCCAUCCAGACCCUCUGCCCUCAGCCUGAUGCCACCAGCAGCAUGGGCCCCUGUGCAUCGCUCGUGAACGUGGAGCUUAGCGCUGCCAGCAAUGAGGGGGAGGACAGGCCCCUGGGCCUCCCAGCCCCACUCAGGCACAAGGACCUGCAGGUGGAGCAGGAUCUCCAUGGCCUCCUGGAGCGGUACCUCAGCGUGAAGUCCCUCCCGGAAGCCGUGAAGAUGGAAGAGGAGGAGGAAGACGGGCAAGGCCAUGUAGUGGAAGUGGACGGGCCAGCUCCAGCUCCAGGAAACUCCGAGGCCACCAGGAUCCCCAUAAGGCAGCUCCCAGCACUGGCCAAAAGAAGUCACAGGGCCCCCCUCAAGGAGACUGUGGAGCAGAUGGGGUCUGUAAAGCCAGCAGGCGUCCAUGCAUCCGCGGCCAGAGAUGGGUACCUCCAGGGCCUGCACAAAGCCAAGGCAGCCCCUCCAGGCCCGAGCAGGCCACCCCACCCUCGAGGCACCAGGACUGCGGGAUCGCACCAGAGCAGUCUGACCAGCUUAGAGGGAAGUGGCAUCUCUGAGCACCUUCCCCAGAAGUCUCUGCACCAAGCUGGGGGGUCCCACCUAGAGGAGCCCUGGAUGGCGUCCCCGGAGACAGACAGUGGCUUUGUGGGCUCAGAAACCAGCAGAGUGUCGCCCCUCACCCAAACCCCAGAGCACCGGCUCUCCCACAUCAGCACUACAGGAACAUUGGCUCAGCCAUUCACUUCAUCUGAGGCCCAGGAUGCAACCUCCCACCCCCAGACCAGGGGUCCUCCAGUCCCCAGAAGAGCCUCGGAGCCCAGCACACCCAGGAGCCGAGCCCAGAGGCGACCCUCGGGCAGGGCCAGUCCCUUGCAGCAGAGGGCACUGAGCCUCCGCGAGGAGCGGGCGCUGGUGGCCGAGAUGGCGGUCCCUGGCCCAGAGUUCGAGGGGCGAAAGCGGCUUUCCGAACAGCUCCCCCCCAGAGCGACAAUCAGCCCCCCGCCCACCCUGACCCCCGCAGCUGCCACUCUGCCCCAUGGAGCAGCAGAGAGCACUGGUACCUUCCUCCUCACCAGGACAGGGCGAGACCAGGCCAUCCGAGAGCUGCAAGAGGAAGUGUCUCGGCUCCGUCUGCAGCUGGAAGACAGCCUGCACCAGCCAGCCCAGGGCAGCCCGACGCGCCCGGCGACCACCCUCAACCGCCCCCCCCGGACCCGGGCACGGCCAGCGGAUGCCUCCACUUCCUGGGGCUCCCACUAUGGCAGUAAAUCCACAGAGAGAUUGUCUGGUGAGCCUGGAGGUGGGGAGCGAGUGGAGCCCGCAGAAAGGCGGCGUGCCAGGUCUUCCUCAGUGCCUCGGGCGGUGCCCCAACUGUCCCUGAGUUCUGAAUCUGAGCCACCCUCCCCCCAGUGGUUCUCUGAGAAGAGCCGGACCACCGAGGACAGUGCACAGUCAGCUCGGGAAGGAACGAGAGGAGUCGGCGGCCCCAGGCGGCCAGACAGGGUCACCUUCUGGGGCCAGUACACAGGCCAGGAGUACCGUGUUCUGACCCCCAAGACGGCCCCAAGAGGCAGCGGCUCAGUCUCCUGUCCGCACUGCCGACCUGCCGGGACCCAGGACUCGG
Molecule: messenger RNA, 2368 nt
Organism: Leptonychotes weddellii (Weddell seal)
Lineage: Eukaryota; Metazoa; Chordata; Mammalia; Carnivora; Phocidae
Source: RefSeq, a predicted model, not a curated record